Messenger RNA from Sapajus apella (tufted capuchin), 9493 nucleotides. RefSeq names its product SNF2 histone linker PHD RING helicase (gene SHPRH). NCBI's taxonomy places the organism in Eukaryota, Metazoa, Chordata, Mammalia, Primates, Cebidae. Bases 269 to 5323 code for a protein of 1684 amino acids. Gene Ontology annotation, cellular component: nucleosome; nucleus. The record is from RefSeq and is a predicted model, not a curated record. Gene Ontology annotation, biological process: protein polyubiquitination; nucleosome assembly; DNA damage response. Gene Ontology annotation, molecular function: DNA binding; ATP binding; ATP-dependent chromatin remodeler activity. The transcript is spliced from 30 exons.
ACGCGCGCAUUCGCCUUGACCCCACGCUACUGCGCGCGCCCGGCAGCCAGGCGCUGUGGUUUCUGGGUCUCCCCGGGAAUCCCUACACGAUCCCACAGAAAGCUCUUCUGCCGACCUCAAGCGUAUCUUCUGUGGGUGGCAAAUGCGUGCCUGUGAUCUGUGGAGUCUGUAGAGGAGCGCAGGCCUGGUGCAAAGAGACUCAAGAGGCUCGAAGAACCCGCUAGGUUGUCUUCUAGAGUUCACAGUUACCAACAAAGAAAACUUGAAAAUGAGCAGCCGACGGAAACGUGCUCCUCCAGUGAGGGUAGAUGAGAAAAAGCAACAGCAGCUUCAUUGGAAUAUGCAUGAGGACAGAAGGAAUGAAAUUAUCACCCUAAGUGAUGAUGAUGAGCAGCCCUGCGCAGGUUCAGAUACCUCUUCUGCUCACUGCAUCAUUCUGAGUGAUAGUCUAAAGGAAGAAGUGGCUCACAGAGAUAAGAAGAGGUGUUCGGAAGUGGUGAGCUUCUCAAAACCAAUUGAAAAAGAAGAGACUGUUGGUAUUUUCUCGCCUUUGUCUGUAAAGUUGAAUAUUGUGAUUUCUCCCUAUUGCUUCGAUAAUUCCUGGAAAGCAUUUCUAGGAGAAUUAACUCUUCAGCUUCUUCCUGAACAGAGUUUAAUUGAAAAUUUUUCUGAAAGGAGCUUUACAUUGAUGAGUUCAGAGUCAAGCAAUCAGUUCCUGAUCUGUGUUCAUUCAAAAGGUGAAGAUGUAGAGAAACAAAAAAAAGAACAAAUGAGUAUUUGUGACAAGGGUAUUCUAGUGGAGUCAUCCUUCAGUGGUGAAAUGUUAGAAGAUUUGGCGUGGCUGCAAAAGAAGAGAAGAAUAAAACUUUAUCAGAAACCAGAAGGAAAUCACAUUAUCAAGGUUGGAAUUUAUCUUUUGGAAGCUGGCCUAGCAAAACUAGACUUCUUGAGUGAUGCAAAUUCAAGAAUGAAAAAGUUCAAUCAGCUCAUGAAGAAAGUAAUGGAGAAGUUGCACAAUUAUGUUAUUCCAGAUGUGUUGGAAGAGGAUGAAGAUGAUUCAGAGAGUGAGCCAGAGGGACAGGACAUUGAUGAGCUGUAUCACUUUGUGAAACAAACGCAUCAACAAGAAACACGGUCUAUCCAAGUGGAUGUCCAGCAUCCUGCAUUGAUCCCUGUGUUGAGACCCUACCAAAGAGAGGCUGUCAACUGGAUGCUACAACAAGAGUGUUUCAGAAGCACUCCUGCUACUGAAAGUGCCCUACACUACUUAUGGCGAGAGAUUGUUACAUCUGAGGGUUUGAAACUCUACUAUAAUCCAUAUACGGGCUGCAUCAUUCAUGAGUACCCAAAUUCUGGACCUCAGUUGCUUGGUGGAAUCUUAGCAGAUGAGAUGGGUCUUGGAAAGACAGUGGAGGUUUUGGCUCUGAUUCUGACACAUACUCGACAAGAUGUCAAACAAGAUGCUCUCACUCUUCCUGAGGGAAAAGUGGUGAAUUAUUUUAUUCCAUCACAUUAUUUUGGAGGAAAAGUGAAAGAGACAGAAGUCCGUAAUACCGAAUUUGAACCAAAAGAAAAAGUUCAGUGCCCUCCUACACGUGUGAUGAUCCUGACAGCUGUGAAAGAAAUGAAUGGAAAAAAAGGAGUGUCCAUCCUUUCCAUCUAUAAGUAUGUCAGUUCUAUAUACAGAUACGAUGUUCAACGGAACAGGAGUCUUUUGAAACGGAUGCUGAAAUGUUUAAUUUUCGAAGGUCUUGUGAAACAGAUCAAAGGCCAUGGUUUCUCUGGGACUUUUACGUUGGGAAAGAAUUACAAGGAAGAGGAUAUAUGUGAUAAAACGAAAAAGCAGGCAUUAGGGAGUCCAAGGAAAACUCAGAAAGAAUCUAGAAAAUCGGGGAACAAGGACACAGAUUCUGAAUACUUGCCAUCAAACACCUCUGAUGAUGAUGAUGAUGAUCCUUACUAUUAUUAUUAUAAGUCCCGGAGAAAUCGUAGUAAAUUGAGGAAAAAGCCUGUUCCAUCCGCAAAAAAAGGAAAAAGUCAAUCUUUUAUCAAUCCCAAUUCACAAGGUCACUGUCCACCUACUACUGACUGUGGAAUAACUGAUGUUGCUAUGUCUAAAAGUACAUGUAUACCUGAAUUCAACCAAGAACUUGAAACAGAGGACUGUGCCCAAUCUCUAAAUCCUGCUGAUGGUGAUGUGCCACCUUCUAAUAUCAUGAGUCCCUUUAACACCUCUGAUUAUCGCUUUGAGUGUAUAUGUGGUGAACUUGAUCAGAUAGAUCGUAAGCCUCGUGUUCAAUGCCUGAAGUGUCACCUAUGGCAGCAUGCAAAGUGUGUGAAUUAUGAUGAGAAAAAUCUGAAGAUCAAGCCUUUUUACUGCCCCCACUGCGUUGUUGCAAUGGAGCCAGUAUCAACAAGAGCAACUCUGAUCAUCUCUCCAAGUUCUAUCUGUCACCAGUGGGUGGAUGAGAUCAACAGGCAUGUGAGGUCAUCGUCUCUUCGAGUCUUGGUAUAUCAAGGAGUGAAGAAAGAUGGCUUUUUACAACCUCAUUUUUUGGCAGAACAGGAUAUAGUUAUCAUCACCUAUGAUGUGCUUCGUUCAGAAUUAAAUUAUGUCGAUAUCCCACAUAGCAAUAGUGAGGAUGGACGUCGCCUAAGGAACCAGAAGCGCUAUAUGGCUAUCCCAAGCCCCCUAGUAGCUGUGGAGUGGUGGAGGAUUUGCCUUGAUGAAGCUCAGAUGGUUGAAUGUCCUACAGUAAAAGCUGCAGAAAUGGCCCAGCGUUUGAGUGGGAUUAAUCGGUGGUGUAUCAGUGGCACUCCAGUACAGAGAGGAUUAGAGGAUCUUUUUGGGUUAGUGGUCUUUCUUGGUAUUGAACCUUAUUGUGUCAAACACUGGUGGGUUCGACUUCUCUAUCGGCCUUACUGCAAGAAGAAUCCUCAGCAUCUCUACAGCUUUAUUGCCAAGAUACUGUGGAGGUCGGCAAAGAAAGAUGUGAUUGACCAAAUCCAAAUACCACCACAAACUGAAGAAAUACACUGGCUCCACUUCUCUCCAGUAGAAAGGCAUUUCUAUCACCGUCAGCAUGAGGUGUGCUGCCAGGAUGCGGUGGUAAAACUCAGGAAGAUUUCUGACUGGGCUCUGAAGCUCAGCAGCCUGGACAGAAGGACCGUCACCUCUAUCCUGUAUCCAUUGCUGAGGCUCAGACAGGCCUGCUGCCACCCACAGGCUGUUCGUGGGGAGUUCUUGCCACUUCAAAAAAGCACCAUGACAAUGGAAGAGCUGCUCACAUCUUUGCAGAAGAAGUGUGGGACUGAAUGUGAAGAAGCCCAUCGACAGCUAGUUUGUGCCCUCAAUGGCUUAGCAGGCAUUCAUAUUAUUAAAGGUGAGUAUGCCUUGGCAGCAGAAUUGUACAGAGAAGUGUUGCGCUCGUCAGAGGAACACAAAGGAAAGCUGAAAACUGAUUCACUUCAAAGACUUCAUGCCACCCAUAACUUGAUGGAAUUGUUGAUAGCCAAGCACCCAGGGAUACCUCCUACCUUGCGUGAUGGUCGACUUGAGGAAGAGGCCAAACAGCUGCGAGAGCACUAUAUGAGCAAGUGUAAUACAGAAGUUGCUGAAGCCCAACAAGCUUUAUAUCCUGUGCAGCAGACCAUCCAUGAGCUUCAAAGAAAGAUUCAUUCUAAUUCUCCUUGGUGGCUAAAUGUGAUCCACAGAGCAAUAGAAUUUACUAUUGAUGAGGAGCUUGUUCAACGAGUGCGAAAUGAAAUAACCAGCAACUACAAGCAGCAAACUGGCAAGCUUUCUAUGUCAGAGAAGUUCCAUGAUUGCAGAGGUCUUCAGUUCCUACUUACAACACAAAUGGAAGAGCUAAAUAAAUGCCAGAAGCUAGUAAGAGAUGCUGUAAAAAACCUGGAGGGACCUCCAUCUCGUAAUGUUAUUGAGUCUGCAACAAUCUGCCACCUCCGACCAGCCAGGCUUCCUCUCAACUGCUGUGUCUUUUGUAAAGCUGAUGAAUUGUUCACAGAGUAUGAAUCAAAGCUAUUUUCCAACACAGUCAAAGGCCAGACUGCAAUAUUUGAGGAGAUGAUAGAAGAUGAAGAAGGACUGGUGGAUGAUCGAGUACCUACCACAACCCGGGGUCUCUGGGCAAUAAGUGAGACAGAGCGAUCUAUGAAAGCAAUACUAUCAUUUGCAAAAUCACAUAGAUUUGAUGUUGAAUUUGUUGAUGAAGGCAGCACUUCAAUGGAUCUCUUCGAAGCAUGGAAGAAAGAAUAUAAGUUGCUUCAUGAAUAUUGGAUGGCUCUGAGGAAUCGUGUGUCUGCUGUUGAUGAACUUGCAAUGGCUACAGAACGACUAAGAGUGCGUGAUCCUAGGGAGCCAAAGCCUAAUCCGCCAGUUCUUCAUAUUAUUGAACCACACGAGGUAGAACAAAAUCGAAUAAAACUACUAAAUGAUAAAGCCGUUGCUACAUCACAGCUUCAGAAAAAACUUGGGCAGCUUCUUUACCUAACUAAUUUGGAGAAGUCUCAAGACAAAACAUCAGAAGGCAUUAAUCCAGAACCUUGUCCAAUCUGUGCUCGACAGCUGGGAAAACAGUGGGCAGUACUGACCUGUGGUCACUGUUUCUGUAAUGAAUGCAUUUCUAUAAUUGUCGAACAAUACAGCGUGGGAUCUCACAGAAGCUCCAUUAAGUGUGCGAUCUGCCGCCAGACCACAUCUCACAAAGAAAUAUCGUAUGUCUUCACCUCAGAGAAAGCAAGCCAGGAAGAGGACAUCCCUGUGAAGGGCAGCCAUUCUACAAAAGUGGAAGCUGUGGUCAGAACUCUGAUGAAAAUACAGCUUAGAGAUCCAGGGGCUAAAGCACUCGUUUUCUCAACGUGGCAAGACGUCUUAGAUAUUAUUUCAAAAGCUCUCACUGACAACAACAUGGAAUUUGCACAGAUCAGUCGUGUUAAGACAUUUCAGGAGAACCUUUCAGCAUUUAAACGUGAUCCCCAAAUCAAUAUUUUGCUGCUGCCCCUGCACACAGGUUCUAAUGGAUUAACUAUCAUUGAAGCAACUCAUGUUCUCUUGGUGGAGCCCAUAUUGAACCCUGCCCAUGAGCUUCAGGCCAUAGGGAGGGUGCACCGAAUUGGACAGACAAAACCUACCAUUGUACACAGAUUCUUAAUUAAAGCAACAAUAGAAGAAAGAAUGCAGGCAAUGCUGAAAACUGCUGAGAGGAGUCACACAAAUUCAUCAGUGAAGCAUUCAGAGGCCUCCGUCUUGACCGUGGCUGACCUGGCAGACCUAUUUACCAAAGAAACUGAAGAGCUUGAAUGAACUACACUUUAUUCAUUCCAUCGACUUUAAUGUAUUAAUAAACUUUCAUAGCUGUAGAGCAAAGUUACAAGGUUAAAAACCAAGUAGUUAUCAGCUAACACUGUUCCUAGUUGAAAGCAUUUGUUUCUUGUUCUGGUUAUACAGUGGUCUGGAACUUCUUGAGCCCUUUUCAAUAUUCUGUUUUCAAAAGCUCUAUAAAGAUUUUUAAUUUUACACUCCUAAUAAAACAUUUAUUUUAUUGUCCCAAAUAAUAUCUGUAUCUGAUGAUACAAGGGAAUUAAGAGAGGUAAUGUGUACUUUUCUUAUGGUAAGAUUAGUCAUAAAAAGAUUUGGAAUAAGAAAGUAAACUAGUCUAGUUUUAUAUGACCUGGUAUUUCAACCAACAUAGAUCUCAGUUUUGGAAGGGCCUUCAGUAUCUUUAGCACAUGAUUCACAAAUAUCUUGUUAGUAAUGUUUUAAGUAGAUGGUGAAUUAAAUUAACUUGUCAUUUUGAGUAAGUUUAUACCAUAACUUCAUACCUAGUAAUUCUGCAGUAAUACAACUCCUUACAAUAAGUUAAUGUUAGACAGUUAUUUCUUUCCUCUGCAUCUUGCUACUAAAAAUGAAAACACUGAAAAUAUUCAUAUUUCUAUUAUGUGUAAAGUGGUGUCAAUGUAAACAGUUAACUCUAAAUAGAUUUUUGAAAUGUAUCAAUGGUUACCUUAAAAUUAUCUGCUUUCCCUACUCUUAAUUUUUCUUACUAUUAAAGUUUUUUUUUAUGUUGUAAGAUUGAUGUAUCUGUAAAUAUUGCAGUUUUUAUGACUUUGUCUUAUCAUUAUAACAUGGAAAUGCGGCACACUUUUUUUUAGAUCAUUAUUAUACUAAUGUCUUGAAUUCCUUUCUUUCCCAUGUACUUCUGUAACUAGACUGUUUAGCCGCUGAUAUCUGAAUUCAUGGUACAGUUGUCCUGUUAUCCCAGUUGUUCCUCCCUUAAGCACGAGUCUUUGACCUUUUGAACAACAGAAUGCCAUGUUCACAUAAGCGAAUUGUUGCAGGUGAUAAUAACCAAGUGUUUCUUCUUCUGUGAAGAAUUAAUGGACUUUGAAAUUGCUGAAUAAGGAGUAGCUUGUUUAAUCCUAGCCAUUUGAUGUAAUAUAAAUGUUCUUGUUUGGCUUCCUUUUCUUUGAGCCUUCAGAGUUUUAAAGGGCCCUCUUUGACCCUCAGGGCUUACUAGAUCCUACUUAGCUGCCUGGAGAACUCAUAGAACCACCCCUGGAUCCCAUUUGUCUGAGAGGCUUUGGUGCUCAGUUAAGGUGCAUUUUCUUACUCUAGGUUUAUAGAGUGACAUAAUUCAGCUGAAGAAAACACACACACGCUUUUGGUGCUUAUUCUUCAGUUAAAAGGAGGUAUGCAUUGAUUCUUUUAUAUGAAAUUAAAUCAAACUGUUAUUUUUAUAGCUCUUCACAUAUUAAAAAGAGCUUUCCUAUACAUUUACAUGUUUAAUUUGCCUAACAGUCUUGUGAAGUUAUAAUGAAUAUCACUCCUGUUUUCAAGGUAUAGAGAACUGAAGUUCAGAAACUUUCUUAGGACAUGUAGCAAGUAAACAGUGGAGCCCAGGUCCCCUGACUCCAUAUCUUACAUUCUUUUACUAAUAACAUGUCAUGCUGAGAUUCAGAAGGCCCAUGCUUAUAAUUUAUAAUGAGACUAUUCCCGUAUUUGUGUUUGUUUUCUAGUAUUCCUUUCUGAGCUAUGUUUUAGAGAAAACAAUUUGAUAUGCUUCAAUUUUGUAAAAAAAAAAAAAAAAAAAAAUUACAUAUAUAUAUAAAAUUAUCUAUUAGACAAAAACUGUUCUUAUUUAUUUCUGUAAGAUAUCAAUUAAAUAAAUAUUUUAGUGGAAAGUAAAGUUGUGGAAUUCCUUGAUUUCUGAGCCAUAGAACAUACGGGGUUUUUUGGUGUUUUUCUUUCAACAAAAGAUGUCAAAAUGGCUGAUACUAUAGAAUCUCUUAAUAUAUAUACAUUUGUUACCUCUUCAAAACAAUUGUGACAGUUCCCAAUUGUCCAAAACAAAUACAAAUCUGAUUUUCACAUUUUCUUGACUACAAAGGAUUUUUAAAGUUUUCUUCCUCUAUUAUUUUAAAGCCUCUGAAAAUAUUACUAUGCUUAUAAGUAGUUGUUCUUAAAUGGAUGGUAUGCUAAUGAAGCAGUGAGAAAAAAUGAAAUAGCCGCAAUUGUUAGAAUAGCCCCAAUCAUUAAACUUAAAUGUGUCUGGACCCGGAGAAUCAUUUUCUGUUACAUGACGGGUUUACUAGAACUAAAAGAUACAUACAAGGUAAGUGCAUUUACUUCAUAGCCUUUUGCUUCAAACCCAGGUAGCUCAGUGUUUAUUGCAGCUUCAGCUUUUCUCUUUGUAUGUGACCUGAGCUGAAUAAGCCACACAUUCAGCUUUAGGAAUUGGCUUCUUUCAUAUCACAUGAACAACAAACAAAAUCUUAACAUGAUAAUUCAGCAUGUAACUACAAAUACUUUACAAAUAACGAUCAAACCAACUACUUAUCUAAAUAUUUAGGAACUGAUUUUAACAACGCAAGAUUAGUCACCAAGUCAAGCUGUCCUUUCAGGUGGACAGAGUAAGAAUUCGUGUCUUUUCAGUCUUUCCUUUAGUAGCCCUCCCAGUGUGCUUACGUUAUUCAUGUUCAUUAAACGACAAGAUAACCUUUCAGAAGAAAUGCAGAGAUCACCUGUGCUGAAUAACCUCAGGCUUACGUAAGUCGAAUAAAAGGUAUCUUUCCAUUUUUAUAGAAUUUAGCUAAACAAAAUCCCAAAAUGUGCCUUUUCAUAAUUUUUAACUGGCAUACAAAUACAAAAAUGGAAUGUAAAACAAAUGAAUUAAAACCAAAUGAAUUCAAAACCAAUGCAAAAACAACAAAAAAAUGAAUUCCAGCAGUACAGUGGAAGCAGUGCAUUUUAAGCCUGUCUACUCUGAUAAAGGAACUCAAGUCAGUAAGAUUUCUUCAUAGUGAGAUCAGAUAGCUGUUUUCUAAAAUUUUCUGUUUACAAGAAUCUCUGGGUAUUGUGAAGCCCACAUGAAUGCUCAUCACAUGUAAGGGUCGAAUAUGAACCCCUUGCUAGCCUUCCCUUAGAAGAAGGCUAUAUAAGUAAUUGAUAACCCCAAAGGGAGUUCAAGCCUUAUGCUAGGUAUGUGGUGUUGCCUCUGAGUUAUAAAACAGAUAGUAUCACACACAGAAAAUAGCACAAGUACUUGGCAGAGGCCAAAGUUGUCAUCUCCAGCCUUCCCCUGCCUUCAGACAGCCUUUCAAAGGCAUGUAUAACUUGUCUAUGAAGAGUAAAGAUCCCCGCACCAUCCUUGGAUCUUCAUCAUUUAAUGUUAGUGACUCUCAGUACUGAUUUUUGGGAAACUGACUUUGUUAUGUUGAAACCAAAUUUUUAUUGCAGCUUAUGGUUGUUUUCCUGCAAAAUAGAAAUAAAAAACAGCCUCCAUUGUCUGUAUAAUGAUCUUUGUAUAGGUGACUACUUUUAUUAAAACCAGUAACUUUUCUCUGCCUAUCAAAAAAACAGCCUUUUUAAAAAAUCUUCUGCCUUUCCAAACCCUAUUGUUACCUUUGUCUCUCCAGUAAACCUGCUCUUAAUGCUCCACACUGCCCUAGUGAGCCUAUUAGAGGAGCGAUGUGUCCUCGACCUAUGGGAUCUUUCCAGACCUGUGAUAUCUAUGUGAGCACAGUUCUGAUCACUGACUCUUCCAGUGUUCUAAGGAGUAAACAUUUGUGCUCAAAUUUCCUUAGAAAUCGCUUCUGCACAUUUUAUUAUUUAUUUAGGAUAUACUUACUGAAAUUACCUGUGGUUAUUUUCUGCCAAGACUAUUUAAUUAACAUUUACCACAUCAUGUCUCCAGUUCUCUACCCAGAACCUUAAGGCCCCCCAUGCCUCUUUUGUUCUCCCGCCUUCCCAUGAUCAAACAACUGCUAUCCCCAGUUAUUUCUCUAGAGUCUUUGUAAAAAUGUCCAUUGACUGAGAGCGUCAUUGCCUGUUGAUAAUAUUGAGUGUAUUUUUCCUUUGUCACAGAUCUAUCUUCUUUGGUAAAUGCAAAUCUGUGUUCUAAACAGGAAUGCAUUUUGGUUUCUGAUCUUUAUCAGAAUGUUUAUAAGUGAUUCUGCUAUUAAACUGUGAAAGCAU